GGCACCGUGGGGGCUUCGCGGUCAGUUUCGGUGCCCCGUGGCCUGCGCUGCCCGCAGAGGGUCGUAGCUAUGGCGCCGGGACCCCCGGGACCCCCGGACACGGUGUCUCAGGGCUCAGUGGCCUAUGAGGACGUGGCCGUGAACUUCAGCCUGGAGGAAUGGGCCCUGUUGGAUCCUGCACAGAAGCAGCUGUUCCGGGAGGUGAUGCGGGAGACCUACAGGAACCUGGCCGCCGUAGGAAAAACUUGGGAAGAUCAUAGCAAAGAAGAUCAGAACCACGAAUGGAAUCAAGUAAGAUGUCCCAUGCUCGAGAGACUCCAUGGAAGUACAGAGAUUAGUCAGAGGGGACAGAACUUCAGGCAGAUUCCCAGUCUCGGUCUGAACAAGAAGACAACUGCCCUGAACCCAGGCAAAAGCAGCUCGGGCCGGGAGGGCUCCAGCCUCCCCUCAGCGUUCGCUCAGCACACCCGGUGCCACGCUGCGGGUCAGCCAGGCACAUUGGCAAACUCUGGAGAGAAGCCCCACCACUGUAAGAGGUGUGGGAGGACCUUCAGAUUCCCCCUUUCUCUCCGAAUCCACACGAGAACCCACAGUGCAGAGAAACGGUCCUGGUGUCAGCAGUGCGGGAGAGCAUACACGGGCCCCGGAAGGAGCCGGUCUGGAGAGAAGCCCCUGGCGUGUAAGAUGUGUCGCCACAUACCGCCCUGCACCACGUUCCCGAGCUGCACACGAACUCCCCCUGUGGCGAAGCCAUAUGAAUGCAGGGAAUGUGGGAAGGGUUUCCGAGCCCCCUCCGGCCUUCGCGAGCACUCAAUCACGCACACUGGGGGCGCGGCUUAUCAAUGUCUCGAGUGUGGGAAAGCCUACAGGUACCACAGAAGCUUAAGAGCGCAUGGGCGGACCCACGCGGGAGAAGAGCCCCACAAGUGUGAAGACUGCGGCAAGGAAUUCACUUGUCUCAGGUACCUCCGGAAACACAAGCGGACUCACACCGGGGAGAAGCCCUACACGUGUCAGGAGUGUGGGAAAGCCUUCCCUGCGUCCUCCAGCCUUCGGACACACAUGAUCACGCACACCGGGGAAGGACCUCAUAAGUGCCAGGAGUGCGGGAAAGCUUUCAGGGCCCCCUCGAGCCUGCGCGAGCACACGAUCACGCACACGGCAGACGCCCCCUACACAUGCCAGGAGUGCGGGAAAGCCUACCGGUACCACAGCACCUUCCAGACGCACCAGAGAACGCACACAGGGGAGAAGCCCCACGCGUGCCGGGAGUGUGGGAAAGCGUUCAGUUGUCUCAAGUACCUCCGGAAGCACGAGAGAACUCACACCGGGGAGAAACCCUACGAGUGUCAGGAGUGUGGGAAAACCUUCACGACCUCCUCCAGCCUUCGGACACACAUGAUCACGCACACGGGCGAGGGGCCUUAUAAGUGUCAGCAGUGUGGGAAGGCCCUGAUUUCUCCCAGCUCACUGCAGAUCCACGAGAGAACGCACACGGGGGAGAAACCUUACGCAUGCAAGUGCGGGAAAGCUUUCCGAUCUUACUCGAGUUUCCAAGUCCACAAAAGAAACCACACCGGGGAGAAACCAUACGAAUGUAAGACGUGCCCCAAGGCCUUCAGUUGCCUCCAUUAUCUCCGGCAGCAUGAACGAAGCCACACGGGUGAGAAGCCCUAUCGGUGCCGAGUGUGCGGGAAAGCCUUCAGCUCCAAUUAUGUUCAUCUUCACGAAAGGACGCACACGGGGACCAAGCCCUUCGGAUGCAAGGAGUGUGGGAAAACCUACACUUCCAUUUCCAGCCUCCAGAAACACGCCGUCAUGCACUCGGGCGACGCCCCACACAAAUGCAAGGAGUGCGGGAAGGCAUUCAUCUCUCUCAGCUUGUUUCGGACCCACGAGAGGACGCACACAGGAGAGAAGCCGUACAAAUGCAAGCAGUGUGGGAAAACCUUCAGCACCUGCAGGGGCUUCGAAGCCCAUGAAAGGAACCACGCCGGGGAGAAGCCCUAUGGAUGCCAGACAUGCAGUAAAGCAUUCAGUUGUCCCCGUUACCUGCGGCAGCACGAGCGGAGUCACUCUGCGGAGAAGCCGUUUCAAUGCAAGAUCUGCGGCAAAGCCUUCAGCUCCACGUACAUUCGGCUCCACGAAAGGACGCACACAGGCGAGAAGCCCUAUGAGUGUCAGACCUGCGGGAAAAUCUACACUUCUUUUUCGAGCCUACAGAAACACACGGUCAUGCACACAGGGGACGGGCCCUACAAGUGCAAUGUCUGCGGGAAGCCGUUUAUCUUCCCCAGCUCGCUGCAGAAGCACCAGAGGACACACACGGGCGAGAAGCCUUACAAAUGUCAGCGGUGCGGGAAAGCGUUCAGCUCGGCCCUGAGUUUUGAAGUUCAUGAAAGGAAUCACACGGGAGAGAAGCCAUAUACAUGCAAGACGUGUCCAAAAGCCUUCACCAGCCCUGUUUACCUGAGAAAACAUGAAAGAACACACAGUGGGGGCCGGGAGAAGCCGGCACCCACUCCCUGUGCCUCUGAAAACACCCAAGUUUCUGUUGCAGAACCCAGUGAGGAAGGCAGGGAGCCUUCUGCCGCUGUCGCUGUCUCUGAAGGGACCAAGGAUGCUCUGGAGAAGACCUCUUGCUUGCAAAAGGAGAAAAAGCAGAAAAGCAAAACGUGAUUGCACACAGCCUGGAAAAGGCAGCGAAAGGCCUGUUGUUUCACAUCUGUGAACUGCAGUGAUUCAGGAAGAUGCUGAGGGGACUCGCCCACAUGAACUCAAGGACAAGUUCCAGUGUGAAAGAGUGUUAGUGGGCUGGAGUGAUAGUACAGCGGGGAGGGUGUUUGCCUUGCAUGCAGCCAACCCGAGUUCUAGCCCCAGCAUCCCAUAGGAUCCCCCGAGCACCGCCAGGAGUAAUUCCUGAGUGCAAAGCCAAGAGUAGCCCCUGUGCAUCGCCAGGUGUGACACAAAAAAACAAACAAAAAAAAGUGUUAGAAAAGCAGCUAGGCUGGCUUUCGUAGGCUCUUGGAUUUCUUCACUCCUUUGCAGCUCAGGGCUUCAUCUUGGCUCUGCACUCAGGAAUGAUGCUUGGUGGGCCCAGAGGACCACAUGGGGACCGGGAAUCGUGGAAGGCAAGAGCCCUCCCCACUGCACUAGCACUCCUGCCCCUGUGCUUCUGGGGUUUCUUUGUGCUUAGACUCUUAUAGACUUCCUCCAGAAAUGCUGAGGUGUUAACCUCCUCAGGCCAGCUUUGAGCGAUGUUCCGGAAAGGCGCUAGAGACUUCCUUCAGAGAACAAUAUUUCCUCUCCAUUUUGAAGUCUGUUGGACAUGGUUGAAUUCAAGUGCGUGCCUAAAUGCAAUUAGGAUGAGUACGUAUUGUCUGGGGGCCACUCCGGGCUGUGCUCAGGGCUUAUUCCUGGCUCUGCACUAAGGGAUCAUGUUUGAUGGACUCCAGGGACCAUAUGGGGUGCCAGGGAUCAAACCCAGGUCACUUGCAUGCCCCGUUGCUGUACUAUCUCCUCAGUCCUUCAAAUUACACUUAAGAGAGCAUAUACACUCACCUGAGCUGUUUUCAUGUUUGGCCCUUUGCUUGUCAUUCUACUGGUAAUUUAGUGAAUAGACUGAAUUCAAAAGGAAUCCUGUGAUAGAUUAAGAAAAUGCAUGUUCAGGCCCGAGUGAUAGUCCGGAAGGUAGGGAGUUUGCUUUGCAUGCAGCCGAUCUGGGUUCGAUCCCCAGCAUCCUAUGUAGUCCCCAAGUGCCGCCAGGAGUAAUUUCUGAGUGCAGAGCCAGGAGUAAACCCUGAGCAUUGCUGGAUGUGACCCAAAA
This is a messenger RNA of Sorex araneus (European shrew), 3826 nucleotides long. RefSeq names its product zinc finger protein 709-like. The record is from RefSeq and is a predicted model, not a curated record. The transcript is spliced from 4 exons. The coding region runs from base 70 to 2679 and encodes 869 amino acids. Gene Ontology annotation, molecular function: DNA-binding transcription repressor activity, RNA polymerase II-specific. NCBI's taxonomy places the organism in Eukaryota, Metazoa, Chordata, Mammalia, Eulipotyphla, Soricidae. Gene Ontology annotation, biological process: negative regulation of transcription by RNA polymerase II.